AUGGACAACAAUGGCUCUCUCUAUGUCACUGAUGUUGAAAGACAUGAAGUAAGACGAUAUAACAUUGGUGACACUAAAGGAACAGUGAUUGCAAGUGGCAAUGGAAAUGGAAAUGGUCUCGAUCAACUCUUUUAUCCUCACUACAUAUUUGUCGAUCGAGAUCAUUCAGUUUAUGUGUCUGAUCAUUACAAUCAUCGUGUCAUGAAAUGGGAACAAGGUGCAACACAAGGCAUUGUCGUAGCCGGUGGUCAAGGAGAAGGAAAUAGUCUUACACAAUUGAAUGAACCUGAAGGAGUCGUUGUUGAUCAAUUGGGUACUGUCUAUGUGGCUGAAUCUGGUAAUCAUCGACUCAUGCGAUGGUCAAAAGGAGCUACACACGGAAGUGUUAUUGUUGGUGGAAACGGUAAAGGAGAAAAGUCGAAUCAACUUUAUUAUCCCACCGGUUUAUCAUUCGAUCGACAUGAUAAUCUCUACGUUGUCGAUCACGGAAAUCAUCGAGUACAAAAAUUUAGUAUCGCAUAA
This is a messenger RNA of Rotaria sp. Silwood2, 522 nucleotides long. Lineage: Eukaryota; Metazoa; Rotifera; Eurotatoria; Philodinida; Philodinidae. The record is from the annotation of a GenBank genome assembly.